UCUUGACUGGUAUCAUUCGUGAGAGGAGCGAUGUAUCAUUCGUAACCUAGCGGCACUGUACAUUUUCGAUCUGGGUUGUUGUUGCUGCCGUGGGUGCCGGAAGCUACUGCCAUUGUGUUGUCCAUAGUUAAAGAAGAGGAGUCUUGACUGGUACAAUGGAUAUUGAUUCGAACAAUAACUUUUUCAAUGGGAGUGACGAAGUUGAAGAAAAAGAUAACAGUCUUUCAUUUAAUGAGUGUGAAGAUGACGAAGUUAAAGAAGAAGAAGUUGAAGAACCUAAGAAGGGAAUGUAUUUUAGCUCAAAGGAAGAGGUGUACGCAUUUUAUGCAGAAUAUGCCAAACACUCGGGAUUUGCUAUAGCUUAUAGAUCACAAAAUUUAACAUGUGAUGGGGAAGUUAAGUACUUUGGAAUUAAAUGUACUAGGGCGCGGAACAGAACAAAAAGAUCAGAAAUAAAUCCCUUGGAACCAUCUUUGUCAUCAAAAAAUGAGUGUAAAGCAAGGGUAAGAGCCAGUCUACAAAUGGAUGGAACAUAUAAGUUAACCACAGUUGUGCUUGAGCACACUCAUGAUUUGGUUGCAACUGACUCACGGCAUUUUGCAGUGAAUAAGAGGAUUGUAACGCCGGUGAAGAGGAGAUUAGAAGUUAACGAUGCAGCAGGAAUUGGGGUGGCUAAGAAUUUUCAUUCCAUAGUUGUUGAAGCGGGGGGAUAUGAGGCAUUAACGUUUGAUGAACGAGAUGCAAGGAAUUAUAUCAACAAUGCUAGAAUGUUGAGACUUGGGGUAGGAGACGCCGAAUCAGUUACACAUUAUUUUCAUAAAAUGCAACAACAAAAUUCAAACUUUUAUUCGGCAAUUGACUUUGAUGAAAAUGGCCGCAUGCGCAACUUGUUUUGGGCAGAUGCAAGGAGUAGGGCGGCUUACAAAGCAUUUGGGGAUUUUGUCUCUUUUGACACAACCUAUUUGACAAACAAAUAUGACAUGCCAUUUGCUCCGUUUGUAGGAGUUAAUUACCAUGGACAGUCAAUUUUGUUCGGUUGUGGGUUGUUAAGUAAUGAGAACACGGAGACUUUUGUUUGGCUAUUCAAAGAAUGGUUAAGUUGCAUGUCAGAUGCUCCCCCAAAAGCGAUAAUAACUGAUCAGUGCAGAUCUAUGCAAAAUGCCAUAGAAAUUGUCUUCCUAGAGGCUCGGCAUCGUUGGUGUUUAUGGCAUAUUAUGAAGAAAAUUCCCGAGAAAUUAAGAGGAUAUUCACAAUAUGAGUCCAUUAAGGUUGCUUUCAGUAAUGCAGUUUAUGACUCAUUCACAAUAGAUGAAUUUGAGGAAUACUGGGAAGCAAUGAUUGAAAAUUUCAAUUUGAAUGAUAACGAGUGGUUGGGGGUAUUACACCGUGAGCGACAUGGGUGGAUUCCUGCCUAUGUUAAAGACAUAUUUUGGGCUGGCAUGUCAACUACACAACGAAGUGAGAGUAUGAAUGCAUUCUUUGUUGGAUAUGUGAACUCCAAGACAACGUUGAAGCAAUUUGUUGAGCAGUAUGACAAUGCGCUGAGAAGUAAGGUAGAGAAGGAGACAAAAGCAGAUUUUAAGUCUCGUAACAAAUUGUAUGAUUGCUUAACGGUGUAUCGUUUUGAGAAGCAAUUUCGUGCAGCUUACACUAAUUCCAAAUUUAAAGAAGUUCAAGUAGAACUAAAGCGUCUAGUGUAUUGUCGUGCAAAUCUUAUCAAACAAGAGGGAGCAGUUUGUACCUAUCAUGUGAGGGAGGCUAUUGUUGUGGGUGAGGGGACGAAGAAAGUGAAAUUUGUUGUGUACUUUAAUUCAACUAAAUGUGAGCCCCGAUGUAUGUGUCGGUUGUUUGAGUUUAGAGGUAUUAUGUGUGCACAUUCACUUUCUGUGCUCAUUGAGAGAUCCAUAUAUGAGGUGCCAACUAGAUACAUUGUUUCGAGAUGGAGAAAAGACUUGGAAAGAGGCUAUACAUGCAUUCCAACCACAUAUACUAACUUUGGCUCUUCUCUACAUCCAAAGUUGCAUGAUAACUAUCACAACACGUUGGAUGAGAUCCUAGAUCUUGCUACCAAUGAUGAUGCUAAACACAAAGUGAUUCAACUUGGGUUGAUGAAAAUCAAAGAUGAAGUGAGAACAGUUCAAUCAAGUAGUGCGAGUAAUGUGCCAUGUACUAGUACUUUACCACCUUCAAAUAGUACUUUACCACCUUCCCAUACUUCACCAAAAGGUCCGCCUCGUAUCAAUAGUACAAAAGAAAGCAUGACUCGCAACGUACGAAGUCCUUUGGUUGCUCGCCGAAGAGGCCGUCCAUGUACGAAACGGAAGGUUAGCAAGGUUGAUGCAAUAGUCAAUUGGUUGAAGGAAAAGAAUAAGAAGGUGCGUCAAGGUGAACCUCGUAAGUUAAGCUUUCCUUGUAUGGGAGUCGUGCAACACACUAUGUAUGAACCGGUGCCGCCAAGUCAACAUUACUAUCGUCCUUUUAUGAAUGCCAUAGCAGACCCUUUCCUUGUCCCGAUAUGUGUUCAACGGACUCAAUAUAUUCCACUUUGUUUGUGGAAUUUUGUUUUUAUUAUUUACUUUAUUUUUACAGGCACCAGUUACCACAAGUGGGGACGACAUUGGGAGCACAUCUUUUGUUGACUUGAACAUCGACGGGGAUCCGAAUCUCCCAUUUUUUUUUAGUUUCGAAGUGGUAAUUGUACGUGAAUUUCGUUUGUAAACUUUAGAUUGUUCACUUGAAUGUCCCAUAUGUCUGAGUUCAAUGAAGUGAAUGACCCAUAUUUUUGAGUUGAAUGAUUUGGAAAUAUUUUGUUAUUCUUAGAAAUGGUUCUGUAGUGCUUGAAUGAAUAUGUUGUUAGAAAUUUUUUGUUAUUCCAACCAUAUGUUAUUCUUAGAAAUUUUUUGUUAUUUUUUGAGUUGAAUGAAUAUGUUGCUGAUGAAGUAAACUCUGCAAAUCUGAUCUGACUGAAUGAAAUCUGUUAGCAAUGGUCUCUGCAAAUCUGGUUUAUGUCUGGCUGCCCAAAUCUGUCCUGUUUUGUUCUGUUCUGAGUUGCUGAUCUGGUCUACUCUUGGAGGUGAAUCUGUUCUGAUCUGUUCUGCAUUGGCUGAUCUGACUGAUCUGGUCUACUCUUGGAGGUAAUUGCUGGUUUAUUUGCUGAUCUGUUCUGCAUUGGUUGAUUUGAUCUGAUCUGCUGAUCUGAUUUCAGUUUAUUUGCCAAUCUGAUCUGAGUUGCACAAAUGGGAAUUGGCUGAUCUGAUCUGCAUUGGCCCCUGCCGUUUAUACAUGCGUUGUUAUGGAUCUGGCCAUGUAUAAAUUUUGUUAUGAUUUGAGUUUAUAUGUAUUGGCAAUUGUAGCCAUGUAUAAAUUUUGUUGCUGAAUCAUGGUUGCUUUUGGGAAUACAAUGUCAAGUUCGCAUUUGCCAAACCACUUUUUAGCAAUCUGAGCUGAGUUCUUUUACAAGUUUGG
Messenger RNA from Camellia sinensis, 3465 nucleotides. The record is from RefSeq and is a predicted model, not a curated record. NCBI's taxonomy places the organism in Eukaryota, Viridiplantae, Streptophyta, Magnoliopsida, Ericales, Theaceae.